Molecule: messenger RNA, 1818 nt
Organism: Exophiala spinifera
Lineage: Eukaryota; Fungi; Ascomycota; Eurotiomycetes; Chaetothyriales; Herpotrichiellaceae
Product: acid phosphatase
Exons: 5
Coding region: 1-1818 (605 amino acids)
Molecular function (GO): acid phosphatase activity; metal ion binding
Source: RefSeq, a predicted model, not a curated record
AUGAAGGUCAAAACAACAUAUGCUGUGUAUGGCUUGUUGGCUGCCGCUGUCGAAGGUGCUCCUGUCGUCGACACCACCUAUGACUACACUGGUCCGGCGAUACCCGUGGGUGACUGGGUUGACCCCACGGUCAAUGGCAACGGCAAAGGAUUUGCUCGGCUUGUAGAGCCACCAGCAGUGACGCCGUCGACAAAGAAUCCGACCAACAACGUCAACGUUAUUCAGCUGUCCUACUUACCGAAUGGCAUCAACAUCCAUUACCAGACACCUUUUGGCUUGGGAGUGUCUCCGACCGUCUUCUGGGGGACCACAGCUGGCAAGCUGGACCGCAAAGCCCAAGGCUACAGUCGCACAUACGACCGCACACCUCCAUGUUCUUUGGUCGCCGUGACCCAAUGCAGCCAAUUCUUCCACGACGUUCAGAUCACAGGUCUUGACCCUGGGACGACUUACUACUACCAGAUUCCGGCCGCCAAUGGCACAACAACAUCCCAAGUCAUGAGUUUCUCUACGGCCCAGGCAGCGGGCGACGAGACUCCAUUCUCCAUGGCCGUGCUCAACGACAUGGGCUAUACCAACGCCAUCGGCACAUUCAAGCACUUGACACAGGCCGUCGACGAGGGUAUCGCUUUCGCCUGGCACGGAGGAGAUCUAAGCUACGCUGAUGACUGGUACUCGGGCAUUCUACCAUGCGAAAGCGACUGGCCCGUGUGCUACAAUGGCACAUCAACACAAAUUCCUCCUGGAGACUACCCCACUGACUACAAUGAUCCUUUGCCAGAAGGAGAAGUGCCGAACCAAGGGGGCCCUCUCGGCGGCGAUAUGAGCGUCCUCUACGAAUCCAACUGGGAUCUCUGGCAACAAUGGGUCGGCAAAGUGACCAACAAGAUUCCAUACAUGGUGAUGCCAGGAAACCACGAAGCGGCAUGUGCCGAGUUCGACGGGCCCGGAAACCCUCUCACAGCCUAUCUGAACGACGACAAGUCCAACGCGACAGCCCCAGAGACUAAUUUGACGUAUUACAGUUGUCCACCAUCACAGAGAAAUUUCACUGCAUUCCAGUACCGCUUCUACAUGCCGGGCGAAGAGACCGGAGGGGUCGGCAACUUCUGGUACUCAUUUGACUACGGCACUGUCCACUUCAUCGCCCUCGACGGUGAGACAGAUUUCCCGCAUAGUCCGGAAUAUCCGUUCGAAGCCGACCUCAAAGGCAACGAGACCCACCCGACCGAGUACCAAACGUACAUUACCGACAGUGGUCCUUUUGGCACCGUGGACGGACCAUACAGUAAAGUGCAAUCCUACCAACAAUACCAGUGGCUCGUCAAGGAUCUCGAGAGCGUGGACCGCACCAAGACACCUUGGGUGAUCGCCAUGAGUCAUCGACCGAUGUACAGUUCCGAGACGUCGAGUUAUCAGAAAUACAUCCGUAACGCCUUCGAAGCAUUGCUUCUCGAACAUGAAGUCGACAUGUAUUUGGCAGGGCAUAUCCACUGGUACGAACGGCUCUGGCCCCUAGGAGCAAACGGAACAAUCGAUUCUUCGUCUAUCAUCGGAAACAAUACGUACCUUACCAACCCAGGCACCUCGAUGACGCACAUCAUCAACGGCAUGGCAGGCAACAUCGAAUCGCACAGCACGCUCGACGCCGACGAACCCAUCAAGAACAUCACGAACGUUCUGGACCAGGAACACUAUGGCUUCAGCAAACUGACCGUCUACAACGCCACGGCCUUGAAGUGGGAAUUUAUCCGUGGCGACGGUGCGGGUGUGGGGGAUUCACUGACCUUGUUGAAAAGGGGAUGUUACAAACUCUGA